GUACGAUUCAGUGUUCGUUCGGCGACCGUCGAAUGCGUGCCUCAUUCGUGCUACAAGAGAAAAGUAUCACAUGUACCAGACUUGACUGUAACAGUGAUUAUUAACCCGUUUUCAAAAAAAAAAAACAACUAGUGAUUCGAAUCGAGUUUUUUUUUAUUGGUAAAUAUACAAAUUAUCAAAAAUAGUGUCACAACACGGUGGCGAUGAUUUACAUUUGAACGAUUUGGGAAUCACCUGGACAGUUGGUUUCAAUAGCAAAAUAGUCAACCAAAGGGUACAAAAUGACCGUUUUCUCUCAUAUAACCCGGUCGUUGAAGGCCAGGCGUUUGCCAAUCACGCUGGAGCCCAUGCUGUUCGUAUACUUCUUCACCGUGGUGAUGUCGAACAUCGUGAGCAACAACAUGCUGUUCCGGAAGGGGUGCGACCCGGACGCCACGGUGGAACCGAACCUGGUAAACGCCACUUGCCCGCUGGUGCUGGACGCCCAACAGGAAGUGGCCAGCAUCCAGGCCUGGAAGCAGGUCAUACAAGAGCUGGUGGCGCUGACGUUCAUCAUGUUCGCCGGCCCGUGGAGCGACAACAACGGCCGCCGGCGGCUUCCGCUGAUGUUCGUGCCGGUCGUCGGGCAGGUGUUGUGCGACACUUGCAAUUUGCUGUUCUCGGUGUUCUGGCGCGAAGUGUCGCCGAUGGCCACCGGCAUCGUGCAAGCGGUGACCGUGGCGUCGACCGGGUCCAUCCACUGUUUCUUCAUCGGCAUGUACGCUUACGUGUCCGACAUCACCGACGAGACCAACAGAACCAUGCGACUGGGAUUCGCCUCGUCCAUCGUACCGCUGGCCGCCACCCUAGGUCCGCUCGUGUCGGGCUACCUGAACGUCCUUCUCGGUUUCAAGGGUGUGUACGCGCUGUGUAUUGUCCUCAACUUCGUGGCGUUGUCUUUGGGCUACUUGCUGAUUUACGACACUUCGGAAAAGAUCAAGAAGACCGGUUCGGCGAUCAAGAACACGUUUGAUCUCCAAGUGGUCGCUAAGAGUUUCGGCACUGUGUUUGUCAAAAGAGAAAACCACAAGAGAACAGUGCUGCUCUUGAUGAUCGUCACCUCGCCGUUGACCAUCACUCCCUUUAUGGGUGAAAUGGCAUUGAUGUAUUUGUUUUUAACAAAAAAAUUUAAUUUCAAUGAAAUUUCGUUCAGUUUGUUCCAUUCGUAUACAAUGGGUAUUAUGUUAUUCGGUACACUACUUUCUUUAGGCCUGUUUAGUCGAAUACUCAAAAUGAAUGAUGCUUCUAUUGGAUUUAUUGCUACAAUAUUUGAUAUUGCAACUGCCGUGGGAUUCCUCGUGGUUAAUGAAACUUGGCAAUUAAUGUACGUACCGUUGUUAGAAAUCUUUAGAGGCGCAGUAUUAUCCAUUACCGGGUCAAUAGCUUCGAAAUGUGUGGAAGCACAUGAACUGGCAUCGAUGAACUCUGUCAGGUUGAUAGUCGAAAGCUUGUUCAAAAGUUUUCUACUGCCGUUGUACAAUAUUGUGUACAAAAACACUCUGAACACUUUCCCGAGUGCGUUCUUCAUUAUAAGCAUCGUGUUGUCUGUGCCGCUGUUGUUUUUGUUUUCAAUCACUUACUUUUUGACGCGCGACCAGCCGUUAGAUGCCAAAACUGAAGAAUGCACGUCGAACAAGACGACGGAAAGUACCGCCGAACAAAUUGGCGCCGAAAAAUUUUGAAAAAUCCGCUCAUUACAGGCGAAAAAAAAUUGUAUUAUAACGACAACUACAAGUGUUAAACAACGAUCCCGUUUAACCAACAGGUACAUCGUCGGGGAACAGCUGCUGUUGGCCUAACCUAAUAGUUUUAAAUAGGUUGGAUUUAACGAUGUGAAUAUAUAAUAUUCAUCGUAGACGUUUUCUCCGGGCGGGCUUGAACGGAGUAAUAAAAUGUAUAUUAUUGUAAAUACAGUCAUGACCUGAAUCAAUUUGGUUUAACGCGAAUGAGAUUAUGAUUUCGUUUUUAUAUUUUAAAUAACAACGACACAUUGUACAGAGUAUCCGUACAGAGAACAAUAUAUACAUAUAUGUUAUUUGAUGAGGAAAAACGUUGUCACACAAACACAACAUCAGUGUGGGCAUCACGAACAAGUUAAACAUAUUUUAAUAUUGUGAUAUCAUAACAAAUACAAUUUUGCUCGUUGAUAUAUAAUUAUAAUAAAUUGUAAAAUAUAUAAUGCGACAAAAAAAAAAAAUCACAGCAAAUAAGCGCCACAGCUGGUCAAUGCGGUAGUACCAUUCUAAUAGGUUUUUCAGUAAGGGUUUUUUAAAAUUUAGAUUCGUAUUCCUACAAAUUUGAUCUCAAACGAGUGUUUAUCUAUAACUUUUUAAUGGUAAAUUUUUUUUUGUUGAAAAUACGAAGUUCGCUGUGACCUCAUCCCUAACACCGAUUAUUUUUUAAUUCUACCUAUUGUGUAUAAUAAUAUUUACAUCUGAGUUAAAAAUUAUGUUGUUUAUUCAAUCAUAUCCGAUUGUAAUAUUUAUAUUAAAUAUUAUAAUUUAAUUAUAUGAUUAUAUUGUUGUUUUAAAGUAUAAAAA
Messenger RNA from Adelges cooleyi (spruce gall adelgid), 2579 nucleotides. RefSeq names its product proton-coupled folate transporter-like. Gene Ontology annotation, molecular function: transmembrane transporter activity. Gene Ontology annotation, cellular component: membrane. The transcript has 7 exons. Bases 282 to 1721 code for a protein of 479 amino acids. The record is from RefSeq and is a predicted model, not a curated record. Lineage: Eukaryota; Metazoa; Arthropoda; Insecta; Hemiptera; Adelgidae. Gene Ontology annotation, biological process: transmembrane transport.